This is a messenger RNA of Neurospora crassa OR74A, 1188 nucleotides long. RefSeq lists its product as hypothetical. The transcript is spliced from 6 exons. Bases 1 to 1188 code for a protein of 395 amino acids. Lineage: Eukaryota; Fungi; Ascomycota; Sordariomycetes; Sordariales; Sordariaceae. The record is from RefSeq and is a predicted model, not a curated record.
AUGGACAAUAACAUGAACAUCAAUAUCGAGGCGCUGAUUGAGUCUCGCGUUGAGGCGGCCAUUUCCGCUGUGCAAGAUCUACCGCAGCUUCUAGAGGAAGCUGUUGAGAACAACUCAGUGGUUGUCCUUAGCAAGUGGUGGGACAUUCUCACCCACAUGUACGACAAUCUAAUCACCCCGACUGGCACCCUUCGCUUUCUCCAUGAAAUCGAGUUCCCUAUGGUGUCCAACCAAGACCGUCCCAGAUACGACGACUUCAUUAAAGUGGCACAUCGCUGGCUGGUCUCCAUGCACUGCGCCGGUGUCGGAGAACAAGCUCUUGCCAACCUUGCCCAGUACAAGCCGAGACUCACCACCGAGGUUUUGGAGGUGCUUGCCCCGCAUGAGCGCGAGAUUGACGAGCGCAGAUACAACAGGAGGACGGCCGUCGACCAGGAGUACCCGGGACACAUCAGGUCCGAGGCCGAGUUCUGGCUACGCAAGGGCGCACUGAUGACGACAACAGAGGAGAAGAUGGAGUACGUGCAGGAACUGGUGGAAGCCAUGGCGAACAUGACGGACAUUGCCGAUAGGCCAAAUCAUCACCAGGUGGAGGCGGUCAAGGCCAUUUCCGGCUCUGUUCUUGAGGAGCUUGCCUGGGAAGUCUAUGUCCACGCACGAGAUGCCCAGAAGGGGCGCACCAGGGUCCUACCCUGGAACACCAACUUCACAUGGCGAAGCUACCCCACGUUUGACGACCGUUGGGCAGAUAUCGUUGAUUGCCUUGAGGAAUGCAAAUCGGCUGUGGCCAACUUGAUGCAGGCGACCUACAUCCAGAGGUAUACCUGUGACCCGCACAGGGAGCACACUCGUAAGGUUGGUCAAAAGCGCAACAACGACACCAAGGCUGAGAAGGCGGCGGCAAAUGCCCAAGCUGCUCAACAGCUGCAGGCAAUUCAGGGCGCUACUGUUGCUCCGGGCCCGGCUCUUCCAGCUAUGGCUAACCUGGUCCAGGCCAUGUCAUCGAACGUUGCUCCCGCUUUUGCAGCACCCCAGGUGGCUCCCGUUACCAGCCCCUUUGAGACUUCUAAUUACGGAAACGCCCCGGCGGCUCCGCCCAACAGCCCCAACACGGGGCUUAUGGCGCCAGCUCCCGAUGUUUCUAUGUUUGAAAGCGAUGAAGUUCUCUACAAAGAGUUUGGUUUCUAG